UUUAACAAGACUAAUCCAGAAAUAUAUUCUAACGUGAAUCUAUAUAAUGUUGAUAUUCUGCAGUUUUGUAUAGAUGUUAGCUGCUUGAUGACUCUUUACAAAACGUCAAAGGAUGCCGUUUGAUGGAUCACAGUAUGAGCCGAUGAGUAAACAACAAUGUUAAUGGAUCGUUUCAAUAUGAAAAAGUUUAGACUUUUUUAACAAUUGAAGGCUACUCGGAUUGUUAAAAACAUAUAUAUAUAUAUUUUUGUAUCAUUACUGUUGUUCCGUGUCGCAUGUAUAGUUUCUAAUUUAAUCCUGUGAGCCUUUUUUUAGUGAUUAACCGUGGGUGGGUUUUUGCUUAUUUCUAUUUGCGCAAACCUAGAGAGUGCAGUAAUACUGUUUAGAUAAAUAGUUUCAUGGGGCGCUGAAGGGAUUCAAAGGUAUAAAUAUUUUCGAGAAAAUGUCGCGGAUAAAGGAUAGAUGUAUUUUGCCGCUGCUAUACUUCGCUGUUUUGAACGCCACUGAAUCCAUCCAUCCUCCUCUCCACAACAAGGUGGAGUUUCUGAAUCCACCACAUGAACCAGUGUCUGAGUAUCUGUUACGGGUCCAGUACUCCUGCUCUGUGUCUGCAGUCGUGCACUUGGAGGCACUUGUGUCAACGGAUACCACAACUGCUGCUCCAGUUUUCCAGAGACACUGGUCCUGUGAGCCAGGCUUGACCAGAAUUCGAGCUCUGACCUUCCAGCUCCCCGACAGCGUGGUGUACCAAGCAGACUGGCUCAUGCUCGAUGCAGAUUGGCUGUUUGAUGUCACGAUGCGUGCCUGGAUCACUGGGCUUGGAACUCAGAGCUCUUACCAGACCAGUCUGGCCCGUGACCUUGUGCAACUGCAGCCUGUACCCCCAUUCAGCCGUCCAUUGAAAGAGCACCAACUCUGCCUGCGCUGGGAUAAGGAUUUGCUGUGGCGUAUUCACGGAAAGUCUGUUCCUCAAUGUCCAGAAGAACAAGAGGUGGCCCCUUUCAUCUCCUUUCUGUUUGCGUCCACUGGAGAGAACUUUGGCAUCACCAGGACUCUGCAUCCUUACAGAAACAAGGUCUUAGAACAGCUGAGGUUGAAAACUGUUUCCUCUCCUUGGUGUAUGAUCUCUGCCUGGCUAUUCCUCACCCAGCACUGCAAGCAUCAUCUGUGUGGAGUGCUGCAUCAUGUGGACUAUCAGAAGAACUAUUCCACCCCUGCCAUUUUUCUUACUAGCUCUGGCCAGUUCCAUAUCCAGGUGACUGGGGAGGAUGGGAAGUCUGUAGCCUUCCUGGUCAGCUUUCAGAUGCCACUGGGCAGGUGGUGUUGCAUCCAACUGGCGAUCCGUGGGAAAUCGGUUGAUGUUGUUAUGGUCUGCGUAGAUGGGGAACAGCACUCUGUGUAUUCUGCUGAGCACAGGUUCAAACAAGCUGUGCACCUGGAUGACACAGAUGGCCAUUUCAUCUUGGGAGGAAGUCAUUAUGUGAAAGGCAUUGAAGGCUUCUUUGGGCCCUCUCUGUACUAUCGCAACAGAAUAAUUUCAUCGUCGAAGAUUGCUGUUCCGGAACUGAUUAGGGAAAUUAAUUUGACAGGAUGGUUUGAGUCUUGUCAGCUGUUUCAGAAAGAGCUUUAUGUGAAAAUGACAAGAUACUCACAGAAAGCCAGACAAUCUGCGAGAGUUAUGGAUACCUACAGUAUUUGGGCAUUCCAAGAAAUCCCUCCACCUGCAAUGUCACAUUGUGAGCUGUGGGAGGCGCCACCCACCUCCCAGAGACGCCCUGCUGUCCGACUUGCACAGAUUCUAGCAACCAAACAUGGGGCCGAAAGACUUAAGCUGAAAUCAGUGGGUAAGGUGCUUUACUCCAGAGCUCUUCGCAAGCUGACCCAGGAAAGACCACCUUUCAGUGUCAGAGGGGUCAUGCCCCUCCUGCUACAGGCUGGCUGUCUGGGUGACAUGAGAGCCCUGUUCUUAUCAUCAGUGCUCUACAACAGUGGUCUUGGUGUCAAGAGGCAACCCAAGAAGGCCAGACUGCUGAGCCUCUUGGCCGCACAGCAGGACUGGAGACUGGCGCUGCUGCAGCUCGGUCACCUGCAUCACCUGGGAGAGCAGGACGUCCCUGCGGACGCGGCCCAAGCCUAUGCCUACUACUCCAACAUAGCUGCUCAGACGGCAAUCGACAGGCAGAACCCCUCAGCGAAGCAGAAAUUUGUGGAGUCGAUUCACCUGAGUGACGAGGACAUGCUGAAGCUCCAGACGAGUGAAGACGAUGACCUCUUCCUGUGGCUCAAACACCAGGCACGCAGAGGAGUAGCAGAGGCUGAGCAAGCAGUGGGCCGGAUGCUGUUCUGGGGCCAGCAGGGAGUGUCCCCCAACCUUCAGGCCGCCGUGAAGCACUACGAGCGGGGGGCGGUACAGCUGGAAGACACGGUGUCCAUGUACGACUACGCCAUCGUGCUUCUGAAGGGUCAAGGAGUGAAGCAGGACAUCCCCAGGGCAGUGAGCUUUCUGAAGAAGGCAGCUGAACGGGACUUUGUGGCAGCCAUCAACGCCCUCGGCUGGUACUACGAGCACUACAAGAAGGACUAUGCUAGAGCGGUGGAGCUGUGGGAGCGGGCCGAUGGUCUGGGGAGCCCUGAAGCUGCCAUGAACCUUGGGGUCAUGUAUUCCCAAGGUCAUUAUCCCGGGAAACUGCCUGACAAGUUCACAGCGUACACUUACUACUUAAAGUCUGCCGAGAGGAGAAGCAUUGACGGUGCGAUCCAAUUGGCUGAGGUGUGGAUCAGAGGGAUUCCCGGUCAGGUCAACAGGCUCCCAGUGAAUGCAGUCCUGUGGACAAAAUGGGUAGCUGAGCAGAAUGGGUACCUGGGGACGCUGCUGAGGACGGGCCUGGAUGCUUACCUCCGUCAGGACUGGCCUUCUGCACUUGUCUGGUUCCUGAUGGCUGCUGAAUCAGGGUUUGCCACAGCCCAGUUCAACGUGGCUUAUCUCUGCGAGCACAAUCCUGGAAGCUUCUUGGAUGAAGAUUUUGUGACAGAGUGCAUGUGGCGAUACUACAACCUUUCCAUUCAAGCUCAGGAACCUGCACCUUAUGCCCUGUUAAAGAUGGGCGACCUGAUGUACGAUGGCCACGCGCGAAGGCAAAGAGAUGUGACCGCAGCUGCUCACCUGUACAAAAGGGCGGCGCUCAAGAGCCACCCGCAGGGCUGGUACAGUCUUGGCCUACUUGUCCAGGAUGGGGUGCUGCUGCCGGGCUCCCUGUUGGCUGAGCUGGACCUCUGGGAGCUCCAUGGAGCUGACAACCACACAGUGCUCAGCACAUUUUACCAGAGGUGCAGAGACCACUCAGACACUGAGGCUUACCUGCCCUGCAGCUUUGCCCUGAUCCAUGCUCAUCUGCUGUCUGCCUGGAAGCUCCACAGCUCCACCAUGAUGGGACGAGAUGGGACCAUCUCAUCAGCCGGACCCCAGGAGGCUCAGGUCCUCCCGCUCCGCUUAGCGCUCCCCCCAGGCCGCGAUGCGGGCCUUACCCACCAGCCUUCACAGAAGCAUCUCUGAGCUGUGAAUCGGUGGAUGGUAAGUAAGCCAAGCAGACAUCAGCCCCCUUUUUAAUUUAGAGAUCAUUGUUGCUACACAAUGCACGACAAGGAAAUGCAUCUUCUGCAUUAAACUCACAUGUGACGUCAUGACAUAGCAGGGGGCAGCUAAUUCAGCACCCAGGGAGCAGUGUUUGGGGGUGGUACCUUGCUCAGGAUACCUCAGUGGUGCCUUGCUGGUCAGGAAUUUGAACCUGCAAUCUUUCAAUUACAAGUGCGCUUCCCUAACCCACCACAUUUUCGUAAAGCUUUCACAUGUUAGAUUGCUGCACAGUAGCGACAAAGUAUCCAGGAAGCCCAUUAGAUCCAAACAAGCUUUGAAUCUGGUAUGGCAUUAUCACAGGACCUCCCAGAAGGCACUGAUCUCCUGUGCUGCUCUGAUCGGUGAUGUGUAAGGAAGUUUGCUUGCAUCCAUGUGACGGCAAGGAUCAUUCACCUCCUGCUCCCUCUGUAACAGUUUUUCUCUCACCUCUGAGAUUCCCUUCUGACCACAGGACCUCAGUCAUGGUCAGUGGUUUCCAGGCCAGGCCCUCGACAGACUCUGUGCAUGUCCUUUCAGAAUAUAACCCUGCUUUGAUGCUUUGUGACGAUCAGUGAUAUCUGUUAAUAGCUGACUACCUCUGUUCUUUACA
Molecule: messenger RNA, 4223 nt
Organism: Brienomyrus brachyistius
Lineage: Eukaryota; Metazoa; Chordata; Actinopteri; Osteoglossiformes; Mormyridae
Product: protein sel-1 homolog 3
Exons: 24
Coding region: 443-3553 (1036 amino acids)
Molecular function (GO): protein binding
Source: RefSeq, a predicted model, not a curated record